UCCCGCUGUCCCUGAUGUCCCCGCAGCCCCCAUAUCCGCACCCCCUGAUGUCACCGGAGCUCCCGCUGUCCCCCAUGUUCCCGCAGCUCCCGCAGUCCCCCAUGCCCCUGCACCCCCCGAUGUCCCCGCAGCCUCCGCAGCCCCCGAUGUCCCCGCAGCUCCCGCCUCGGGACGAGCCCACUGGCACCCGCAGCCUCCGGCCCGACCCGCCGGACCUGUCCCUGUCCCUGACCCCAUCCCUGACCCCAUUCCUGACCCCAUCCCUGUCCCCGUUCCUCCCUCCCGGCACCAUUCCCACCCUCCUGGCCCCGCCGCUUCCCGGCAGUGUCCCCAUGGCGUCCCCGGGCACCCGACUGCUCCUCGCCCUGCUCCUCACGGUCCCCCCGGCGUGGGGACAGGGGCGACGGCAGCGGCCACCCCGUCCCCAGAGUCCUUUGGAGGCGGUGGGGGCUCAGGAGGGGCUCAGCCUCUCUCAGCUGGCAGGGAAGUGGUUCCUGGUGGGAAUGGCCUCAUCCUGCAGGGACCUGGCGGAGCAGAGCCACCGGCUGCAGGCCACCACGGUGACAGUGACUGUCCCCGAUGGACACAGCAUGGACAUCAGCACCUUCAGGAAGCUGGAGGGGAUGUGCUGGGAGAUCCGGCAGCGUUACCACCCUGCCCAGACCCCCGGGCACUUCUCUCCCCCAGGCCGUGGCUAUGGCAAUAAGGUGGAUGUGGUGGUGGCUGAGACAGACCACAGCAGCUAUGCCAUCCUCUGCUACCAGAAGGGACAGAGCAUCUCAGUCAAGCUCUAUGGACGGAGCAGCCAGGUCAGCAAUGCUGUGGUGGAGAAGUUUGAGCAGCGUGUCAGGGCUGUGGGGCUGAGUGAGGAUGUAACCUACUAUUUCCCAUAUACGGGUUUUGCGACUCUGCAGAUGAGUUUCACAUCCUCGAUGAAAUGAAACUGUAGGUGCAGAGAGUCCACAUGAAGUCCACAGAGCAUCAUCAGCCACCCACAUCCACACAGGACACAGCUGGCACUUGCUGCUGCCUCCCAGCCCUGUGGAACUCACCAGCUCCUCCAGCUGACCCUGUCCUGUGCCCCCACAGCUUUGGGACAUCCCAGUGCCCUGCAGAGCCCACAACACC
Calypte anna (Anna's hummingbird) is the source of this 1128-nucleotide messenger RNA. RefSeq names its product complement C8 gamma chain (gene C8G). Gene Ontology annotation, biological process: complement activation. NCBI's taxonomy places the organism in Eukaryota, Metazoa, Chordata, Aves, Apodiformes, Trochilidae. Gene Ontology annotation, cellular component: membrane attack complex. The transcript has 7 exons. The record is from RefSeq and is a predicted model, not a curated record. The coding region runs from base 15 to 941 and encodes 308 amino acids.